Molecule: messenger RNA, 7331 nt
Organism: Clarias gariepinus (North African catfish)
Lineage: Eukaryota; Metazoa; Chordata; Actinopteri; Siluriformes; Clariidae
Gene: bco2a
Product: beta-carotene oxygenase 2a
Exons: 13
Coding region: 90-1811 (573 amino acids)
Biological process (GO): retinal metabolic process; carotene catabolic process
Cellular component (GO): mitochondrion
Molecular function (GO): beta-carotene 15,15'-dioxygenase activity; carotenoid dioxygenase activity
Source: RefSeq, a predicted model, not a curated record
ACUGGCUGUAUGUUUACUGUUGGUGCACUGCACAUUCAGGAUACUUAAAAUACUAAAAAUACUUAUAAGAAAUUAAAAUAAAAUAAAAAAUGAUGGCCCUGCGCAUCCACAUCCGCGUUAUCCGCUCUGCCAUCAAGAGCGCAUCAUCUUUCACCAUGUCACAUGGGAAGCCUGUUCAUACAGUUUUGAACAAUUACCAAAGAGGAUAUCAUACUAAGGGGAGGCAUGGGCUUCAGUACAUUGGGCCACUUGUGCAAAGUGUAGAAGAGACAUCAGAGCCUCUUCCUACCACCAUCAAAGGUACAAUACCUACAUGGAUUUGUGGAAAUUUUCUUCGCAAUGGUCCUGGAAAGUUUGAAUUUGGAAAUCAACACUACAACCACUGGUUUGAUGGAAUGGCCAUGAUGCACUGCUUUCAAAUCUCUGAUGGUCAGGUGACCUACAGGAGUCGUUUUCUGCGCAGUGAUUCCUACAAGCGGAACAGUGAGAUGAAUCGAAUUGUGAUGUCUGAGUUUGGCACACUUGCUCUCCCUGACCCAUGCAAGAAUAUCUUCCAGCGUUUUUUAUCCUGUUUUGAGACGAUGAAGCCCACAGACAAUGCUAAUGUGAACUUUGUAAAAUACAAAGAGGACUACUAUGUCAGCACAGAGACAAACUUUAUGCACAAAAUUGAUCCAGACACUCUAGAAACUAAGGAGAAGGUGGACUGGAGCAAGUUUAUUGCUGUUAAUGGUGCGACUGCCCACCCCCAUGUUGACCCAGAUGGUACAGUGUUUAACAUGGGCAACUCUUAUGGCAGGAAAGGAGCGUUAUACAACAUUAUCAGGGUGCCUCCAAAGACUGAAGACUCUGAUGAAACGCUCCAUGGGGCAGAGGUGCUAUGUUCCAUUUUUCCGGCUGAAAAGAACAAACCUUCCUAUUACCACAGUUUUGCCAUGAGUGAAAACUAUGUGGUGUUUAUUGAACAGCCAAUAAAGAUGGACCUUCUUAAGAUAGUGACAUCUGGAAUAAGGGGGAAAGGCAUAAAUGACUGUAUCUACUGGGACCCGAAACAAGAGACUGUUUUCCAUGUUGUAAACAAGCAGACCGGAGAGGUGAGUCCAGUGAAGUACCACACCAAGGCUCUAUCCACAUUCCACCAAAUCAAUGCAUUUGAGGAGGAUGGCUUCCUCAUAGUGGAUAUGUGCUGCUUGGAUGAUGGCCAGGCCCUUAAAGUUUAUAAUCUUCAGAACCUACGCAAGUCAGGAGAAGCACUGGAUGAGGUGUACAACAGCUUAUCCAUGGCAUUUCCUCGCCGUUUUGUUCUGCCUUUGUGCAUUAAUAAUGAUACGCCACUGAACCAGAACCUGAACACACGGCACAACAGCUUUGCUUCUUCAGUCUGCUUCAGGAAAAAUGAGGUGUUCUGCAUGUCUGAAGAUCUGCAUGAUGAUGAACUGCUGGAGUAUGGUGGGAUGGACUUUCCUCACAUUCACUAUAACAAGUAUAACACCAAACCAUACCGCUAUUUCUACGGCUGCGGCUUUGGCCAUCUGGUGGGAGACUCGCUAAUCAAGAUGGACCUGAUGAAUAAAAAGCUCAAAGCAUGGCAUCAGCCAGGCCUCUAUCCAUCUGAACCUGUGUUUGUCCCAUCACCUAAUGCAGAGGAAGAGGAUGAUGGAGCCAUCCUCUCUGUUGUCCUUACACCCACGGAGGAUAAAAGUACAUUCCUGCUGGUUCUAAAUGCUAAGACAUUUGAGGAACUUGGAAGAGCUGAAGUGCCCGUUAACAUUCCAUGCGGCUUCCAUGGAAUUUUUAAUUCUUCAGUAUAGAACAAAUCUCAUCUGACACAGGAAGGCUCAACCUUGGCCAAGUCACUUCACUUAGUAAACAUAUUUCUUCUGCUAAUGGCUUGCAAUUGCUACUCAUUGUUAAAAUAUUUUUAAUAGUAUUAUUAUAUAUUAUAUAAGGAUAUAUAAAAUGUAACCUUGGAUUGCGAGUAACUUAGUCCGUGAGCGUUUUGCAAGACGGGUGAGAUUUUUUAAGACAUUUUAACCUAAUAAAUGAGAGAGGUCUUGACAUAUCAGUAGUACGCAUGCACUUUGUCUGCAGUGCGCCACGUAAUUACAAGUGAGCCAAGGAUUUUUCUCUCUCUAACGCUGUGGGAGUAUAAAUAAUCGUCUUUCAGUCUCGUAUAGUCAACAUCCAUGUUUACUACAACAGUGUAACCCUGUGUGCGUGCGCGCCCAUAAAGCACUGUUUUGUGUCCAAGUGUAGUGACCGUUCUUUACUAACUGGUCUGCAACAACGGCCCCUGUGAAGAAAAAGCUUAAAAAGGCUGUAGCAGUGCGGGAUAUUAAUCUGUUUAAAGACAAUGCAAUGUCACAUUUCCACGAAAUCCUCAAAAGGAGGCAAAGGCAAAUGUCAUUAGGAAGGUUCCUUGUUAAAUAAGUUUACUGACAGAGCAGUGAUUCUGUUAGUGUGUGUGUGUGUGUGUGUGUGUGUGUGUGUGUGAAAGUCAUCCUGCACAGUGGCUCCCCUCCUCUUCUUUUUAGAGGUAAAGUGCUGGUUAAUUUGUUUUAUUUUUACUUUAUAUUUUGUAUUAAUUAUUUUAUAUGAAUAUUUUUGGGCUGUGGAACAAAUCAUCUGAGCUUGUUUUAUUUCAUAUGGGGGAAAUUCUCUUUGAUAUACGAGUGUUUUAAUAUACAAGCACACUUCCAGGAAGAAUUAUGCUCGCAAUCCAAGGCUUAACAGUAUCCAUAUUAUAUUAUAUUAUAUUAUAUUAUAUUAUAUUAUAUUAUAUUAUAUUAUAUUAUAUUAUAUUAUAUUAUAUAAGGAUAUCCAUAACUCAGGCUCUGAAACUCUAGCAUAAGAAGCUGUAAGUCUUGUUGCUUUGAUGAUUUUUAUUAAUAAAAAAAGGUUUUAAGCACAAUAAAUGCCUUAUUAUCUUUAUAUAUUUAAUUAUUGGAUCAUCAAAUAAAUAAGAUGCUCUCAUAUCACUAACCAGAUAUUUAAUUUCAUUACACAUUAAGGAGUAUUUUGCCUCGUGCUCUAAAUCUCCUGGGAUAGGAGCCCUGUAUACAGGAUAGAGCGGUACAGACAAUGAGUGAGUGAGUGAGUGAGUGGUGGCCAGUGCCAUCUGCUGGCAAAUAUGUUUCUCUAACUUCUCAAAAGUAUAAACAUCAACUGUGCGAGAACAGGAAAUAUAUAGAGAUUGUUUUGGUUUAUUUAUUUUUUUUAUCAGUGUUGCAGUAAAUUUUGUAUUUAUUAAAUUUGGUAAUAAAUAAGUUAAUAAGUAAAAUUUCUAAAUGGACAUCCAACAAGUUAAUGUGAAGUUGUUUAGAUUAAGGAUAAUCUCUCAUCUCAUCUCAUCUCAUCUCAUCAUCUAUACCGCUUUAUCCUGUAUUCAGGGUCACAGGACCUGGAGCCUAUCCCAGGAGGCUUAGGGCCCGAGGCAGGGUACACCUAUAUAAUAUAGUUUUAUAUUUCUUAAUAAAAAGAAAGCAUUCUACACUUAAAAGUGUUACGUUUAUGUUGAUCAACAGGCUGUCUAGAAACUGUGUCAGUUCUAAAUUUAAAUCCUCCGCAACACCCACUUUGCUCCAAAAACACAAAAGGAAAUGGGUGACUUUUUCUCGCCCAGGUAAUUGAAAAAAAAUCUGAAUUUUGCCCACUAGGCGGCAGUACACCUUUACAACAGCUACAGUAGAUGUGGAUUACUCUAAUAAGAUUCAUCAAUACGAAAUUACUAAAAUACUACUCUGAACUCUUGCAGAUAAUUUAACAAAAUUAAUUAGCAUCUGUUUAGACCCUGUGAUUAAUUAGUGUCUUCUUUUUUUUCUUUGUAUAACUCUUUGUGGUUUUUUUGUUGUGCUUUAGGAAUGAGAGCUCUUAAAUUUCCCAUAAUCCCAGCACAUUAGAUAACACUGUGAGAGUCAGACUAAAACCCACAAGCUCUGAUUUAUAAGAUCCAAAAUAAUGAGCAUUAAUUUGCAUGCACAAUCAGAUAAAUUGCACAAGCAAAUACUGGGAGUGUUUAUCUUUUGAGCCUUUUCUUUGCCGUUAGUACUGUAAGAGCAGAGAGUAGUUCAUUGGCUGCAAUCAUGACGCUUGUUAAAAAAAUUGGUAAUCAAUUUUGUGCCAGAUUAAUUUACAAAUAUGUUAUGUAAAAAAAAAAUGAAGAAGUGUUAACUUCACAUAUUAUAACCAUAAAGGCAUGACCCUGAGCUUUAAUCACAUAUAUAAAGCUUAGACUUGAGCUUUGAAACUAACAAUAGAAGAUUGCAUAGAACCAGACCUAACACUGCUCUAUUUUUCUUUGGGGUCAUCUGAAGCCAGCAGUCUAUGUAAUCAGCACAGAACAACUGCUGCAUAAAAUGAGAAAAUAAUUUCUUCAUGUAACAACAUCAGUUAUGAAUAAAAUUUUCACCGUUCUUGUAUAGAGCAUAUAGACAAAUGCCACAAAAUCAGCAGCUCUUAGUUUGAGCAUUAUGUGUGAUAUCAUAUUAUACCUCAUUUUAUUCAUAUUAAGUUAAUGUUGAUGUAGAUUAAAUUAAAGGAAUUGCUUCUUUGACAAGCCUAAAGAUAGAAUUUUAAAAAAUAGUGUUUUUGUAACAACCUCAGCAGCAACCUCAUUUCCCUUCUCAUCUGUUUCAACCCCUCAGCAUUUAGCUUCACCAGUAAACUAAUCACUGGCCUGAUCAUCUGUCAUCAUUUGCACCUGUUUUUUAUGCUUGAAUCAGUGAUAGGUCACUUAGUAAAAAGAAAAAAAAACCUUUGAAACUGGUCAGGCGCGGGGACUGAACUGAAAAUGAAAGCCAAAAAAUGCAAGCCUGUAGAACUAUUCCUCAUGACUACAUUAAAAAUACAAGAAAGUCUGGCUCUUUGGAAACAAAAUAUGAGGUAAUGUGGGGUGGAGCUAGACUCUUGCACAGUACUGAAUAUUGCAUAUUCUUAUUAUGCUGAUGGUGAACUGCUACGCUUGCAAUCAACAUGCUUAGGUCUGAAUAAAGUCAAACACAUAAUAUUUGUGUCAAAUGCAAAAUACGGGAAGAAAACCAUAUGCAAAUUAGGUUCUUGCAUGUUUUAAUUGUUCCCAGUUUCCAGCUCAAAAAUCAAAGAGACUCUCGCAAGAGUAAAUUGAACUUCAGAGAACCAAUUAUAAUGCAGACUAAAGGUCAAUUAACAUCAGACACUUUUUAAAUGCUAUUAUGCUUUCCACAUUAUGUGGGAUUUGAAUGAAGGUGGAAUCCUGUGCAAUAUCCAUAAUUCUUAAUAUUUACUUUACCCAGCCUUAAAUCCAUACAGUAUGUCUACUCUGGGGACAGAGUUCAGUGUGGCUAUAGUUUAUUAUACAAUCCAUAUGCUUGUUUCGGAAGCAAUUUCAAUUUAAUUGUAUGCAGUCUUGUUACAUACAUACAUACAUACAAAUUUUUUUUUUUUAUUAUCUUCAUGGAUGAGGCUUACUAUAUAGAUGCAGGUUUUUCUUCAUUGUCACCAGCUUCUCUUCUACAAUUUUUGCUUUGCUUCUUGUGUCUGUAUGAACUUUCUCUGGGUUCUCAGUGUUUCUUUAAAUCCUCAAAACCAUACAAGUACAGAGAUUAGUAAUAAAAUUGUGGGUGUAAAUGUGUCUGCAUGGUGCCUUGAGAUGGGUGUAUUACUUCCUCACAACCCGGGUGGAAGUAGUUUUAAAUUCUUGUAGGUACUUCUGUACAGUGUGUAGAAAAAAAAGAAAAAAAUAAGAAAAAAAACACAGAGGUGGUGAAUAGUAGUGUAAAUCUUGUAAGUUUCUCUUUAUUUCUAUGCUUAUUUCAAUUUGAAAUAGCCUCAGCUAAUUAAAUAUAUACACCAACUGUUCUAGGGUUGACAUAGCAAAAAAACAAAACAAAACAAAAAAAAACUAUGGGCGUAAAAUCCAGUAGACAUAAACAAAGUUGUAAGUUGAGUCAUGAACACGUGGAUUCAUGGAUCCUAUGCAAAUCCCACCAUUACAAAAUGGUUACUGAAUAUCAAUGAAAAUCUUGGUCUUCACUGUUGGCUCAAGCACAGGUACUGUAUAUUUUUGUUUGCAUCAUACGAUUUGGUUGUGGUUAAUCAAGUGUUUCUUACAUGAAGCUAUCGGAUAUCAUUGGUCGCCAUUUACACAGUCAUGCAUUCAUAGUAAAUGAUACCAUGUGAUGUCGAGAAGUUUCAAAUGGACACUUACUGAGAACUAAUACAGUAAGUGAAUCAUGAAUUACAUAAAUUUUUUAUUAAAGUUGCUCUUCAUUUAAAAUAAUGUUUAAUAUUAAAAACACGUCACGUAAUGUAAUGCACAGUAAUAAUACUAUUGCUUAAUCAUAUUGAAUUGUCGCUAAACGAUGCAGAAAAACUAGUUCAUGCUUUUAUCACCUCUAGGUUGGACUAUUGUAAUGCCUUACUGUCUGGUUGUUCAACUAGGUGCAUAAACAAGCUUCAGCUAGUCCAGAAUGCAGCAGCGAGAGUCCUCACUAGAACCAGAAGAUACGAGCACAUCAAACCUAUCUUAUCUUCACUUCAUUGGCUCCCUGUGAAAUUUCGCAUUAAUUUUAAAAUACUACUUUUGACAUUGCAGUCCAGGCUAAAAACCUAUUUAUUUAAUCAAGCAUUUUUAUAAAUAGAUUUGCCUUAGGUAUCUGGGGGACUCAUGGACGUAGAGUAUUAUGGUGAACUGGUUUGUUUAGAUGCUGUCUUCCUCACUCUCAUUGAUCACUUUUUUUUCACAGGUUUGCUGACGGUAAGGUGAUUGUUUGCUUUACAUCUCAGGGAGCCCUCAUGUCUCAUGGCUCUCCCUUUUAGUUAUGCUGUCAUAGUUAUUCCUGCCGGAGUCUCUGCUUGCACUCUACAGUUAAUAUACAUUUACAUUAUACGUUAUUUGACUGUGACCAGACCUAACUGUUCUCUCCUCUCCUGCUCUCUCUCCCGCUCUUUCUCUUCCCUCUGCCCCUCUCUAUCUCCUUCCCUCUCUCUGUCGAGCCUCACAUGUCGUUCCUGAGCUGCCAGUGAUCCAGACUCCCUCUGCCCUCCGGACCUGUCUGACCCAUCCUGGUGCCCCGCUUCUGGUUGGAGAUCUCAUCACAUGGAUGCCCCGUGUGUCUCUUUGGGAUGUGUCCGGUGUCUGGGGUGUCUGAUUCUCUAUCUGCCUUGACUGGUGUUGGCAGCUGUUUCUCUGAGGACUUGACUGUCCGAUAGUUUAGGACUGGAACUUUAUACAAGUCUACCUGAGUUUUCAAUAACUACCUGGACUCCAUAUUAACAUCAAUUAACAUCAACUGUUAUGUUGAUAUAAAAAUUCCAUACAAACUUAAAUAAUUCUUUUGAUUGUGUAAAGCUGC